Messenger RNA from Macadamia integrifolia, 1664 nucleotides. RefSeq names its product NAC domain-containing protein 89-like. Gene Ontology annotation, biological process: regulation of DNA-templated transcription. Gene Ontology annotation, molecular function: DNA binding. Bases 263 to 1426 code for a protein of 387 amino acids. Lineage: Eukaryota; Viridiplantae; Streptophyta; Magnoliopsida; Proteales; Proteaceae. The record is from RefSeq and is a predicted model, not a curated record. The transcript has 4 exons.
GCGAAGAUAAAGUCCAAAAGAAAACCAGUAGGACUAGGAGGAGAAGAAGAGAGGAGAAGAGGAGAGUGAGAAGAAGAAGCAAAGACGACGAAGCGGACACGAAAGACUGAUUCAGAUUCUGUUCUUCUCCUUCGAGGAGACCCCAACGAAGACUUUGACGUAUACAAGUCUUACAGAAAUCCUCUGGAAGCGAACUAGAAAAGCGAUCGAUUUCUGUGUUUGAACUGCGACUUCUCUGUUUUUGUGUCUGGGUGGUUUGGAGAUGCCUUUGUCUUUCAGGGAUCCUUCGACUUCUACGGUGGACACUUCUGUGUUUCCUGGUUUUAGAUUCUGUCCAACUGAUGAAGAACUGAUUUCUUAUUAUCUGAAGCGGAAGCUUGAUGGCCUGGAGCAGAGCGUCCAGGUGAUUCCUGAAGUUGACAUAUGUCGAUUUGAACCUUGGGACCUACCAGAUAAGUCCAUAAUCCCCUCGGACAACGAAUGGUUCUUCUUUUGCCCUCGAGACAAGAAAUACCCAAAUGGGUCUCAAACGAAGAGGGCAACCAAGGUUGGGUACUGGAAAGCAACCGGGAAAGAGCGUGCCGUCAAGUCUGGUUCCAAUCUGAUUGGAACCAAAAGGACUCUGGUUUUCCACAUCGGCCGUGCACCUGAUGGGGAGAGGACGCAUUGGAUAAUGCACGAGUUCUCUAUCAAAGGCAAAGGCCAGGAUUCUUUUGUCGUCUGCCGGCUUCGGAAAAAGAUACCAAUUAAUGCAAAUGAUGAUAAUUCAAACAGCAAUUCAGUGAGUCACGGAGAUUUUGCAGCGACAGAUGAUGGUCUUUCCACUGUGGCCCAACUUGGAAAUGAAAUGAAGCAGACAGGGACACAUGAAGAGGUUGAGGAAACAGAAUGUUUCUCCAUGAAGCAGGGCAGCAAUUCAGAUGCCCUCUUUAGAGAACUGUGUGAAUCUACAUCUGAUUCUGUUCAGAAGCUACAAAGUAAUGGAGAAUGCUCUGGCCAGAAGUUUCAGUACUGUGAUGCAGAAGAUGAUUGCUUUGCUGAUAUUUUGAAUGAGGAUAUCAUCCAACUUGAUUACUCUUCACUGCAAGAAAUUCCUUCUCAGUUGACUGAGAUAACAUCUAAACAGAGGGAAAAUGCAGAGAAGUCUUUGGAGCUUCCUAGCCAAGGUACAGCAAAACGGAGAAUCAGAUUGAAAAUGCAAGUAACGGAAGAGAUCCCGGAAGUCACAGAUGUAGGAAUUGUAAAGAAAUUGCUAAGGCAGGAUGCGAGGCAGUGUUUUAAAAGAGUGGAGAGUAUAUUUUCAGUUGGGACAGGAACCAGGUUCAUAUUUAUGAUUUUCAAGAUCAUGGCUUUGCUGGUUUUGUUCCUUCUGGUACUCAGAUGCAUCAGUCAUCUCAAAAUGUUCACCUGUAAGAUCAAGCUGUGAGGAUUUUAUGGCAGAUGAAUGAGCAUUGGAUACUAUGGUUUCUUCAAGCCUGGUGCUGAUUCCAUAAGAUAACUCAGAGAUGGGAUCCAUUCAUGCAGCAGCCAGAAUCUAGUUUGAAUUUGUUCUGUUCUUCUUAGGUGGAAUUUGAUGGCAUGUACAUAUCUAAUGGGAUGCAGUCAUAUCAUAUACUAAAAUGAGAAGCAUCUAUUCUGAUAAACCAAAGCAUUUAAUUCUUCAG